Molecule: messenger RNA, 753 nt
Organism: Dothidotthia symphoricarpi CBS 119687
Lineage: Eukaryota; Fungi; Ascomycota; Dothideomycetes; Pleosporales; Dothidotthiaceae
Exons: 2
Coding region: 1-753 (250 amino acids)
Biological process (GO): mRNA cis splicing, via spliceosome
Cellular component (GO): cytosol; spliceosomal complex
Source: RefSeq, a predicted model, not a curated record
AUGACACUCCGACACCUAGAUGCCGCGCCCAAGACGGAAGACUAUACCCCACUCCAAGAGCAUCAAGAGCAGACGCCGUCCACCUUCUUUGGUGCAAAACCAGUGCUGUAUGCGCGAUAUGGCGGGCUCACACUUUCUGUGCUAGCUUCACAACUCCAGGAAGACGCAGCAUUUGCGAAGCUCAGCACAGAGCCUGACGGCGACGAUGUGCUUGUCAAGAAUGUGGAGAUCUGGGUCAAUUCAGAGAACCUCAUCCUCUUCCAAGACUCGCCCACACCUACCGGUGUAUCAAUCCCGUACCCCUCUGUCGCACUCCAUGCUACAAUGAAAUACAAAUCCACCAUCGAGGCCCUCUACAUGAACAUCUCCCUCAACGACGCCGACACUGUCAACGAAGAAGAAGACAUCAAGACCCUCGAGCUCACCGUGCUCCCGCCCAAUUACGUCUCGAGCCCCGUCGCGACAUGCAUCAUGGACAUUUUCACCGCAAUGAACACAUGCGCAGAUCUGCACCCAGAUCCCGAUGCGAGUGACGACGACGGUGGUGACGAUUUGGACGAGACUGCACCAGGAGCCUCGGGCUGGAUCACGGCGGAAAAUAUGGACGAGUACAUGGACGAGGAUGGGAACUUUGCAGGCAUGGUCAUGGGUGAAGAGUUAGGGCCUGGGGCAGGAAGCGUGAGGCAGAGAGACGAGGGCGAUGGGGCGAAUGGCGUCAACGAACAUGAAGAGAAGUACUACCGUACUGGUUAG